ACCUCUCUCCCUCUCUCGGCUAUAAAAGUCUGAAAGAUCCGUCACACUUAUCAUGGCAUAUAUUUGCAAAGAGUCCAAAGUGACAGAUCGAGAGAGAGAGAGAGAGAGAGAUGAAGCCAUUGAAAUUUUCAGACUGUGAAAAAGAGAAGGGUUGUGUUAAAUGGGUUGAGAAGUACUUCAAGGACUGUCUCUGCAACCUCAACGACCAACUCUCAUUCGGUAUUGGUUUAGCAAGUCUGGUUUGUUGGGGUGUUGCUGAAAUCCCUCAAAUCAUCACCAACUUCCACAACAAGUCCGGCCAUGGCCUGUCUCUCUCAUUUCUCUGCACUUGGAUUGUUGGUGACAUCUUCAACCUAGUGGGUUGCUUUCUCGAGCCUGCCACGUUGCCGACCCAGUUCUACACUGCAUUGCUAUACACAACAAUCACAGUAAUAUUGGUGUUGCAAUGCAUAUAUUAUGAUCACUUUCUCCAAUGGUGGAAGCAUCGGAACAUUCAAGUCAAUCUGGUAAAAGAUGAGUCAAAACCUUUGAAAUCCGAUUAUGUCGACUCAAGUAGAGCUUCAACAAAUACCCCUAGUGUUGAAGUACCUAAACGGAGAGAAUUCUAUUAUACGUCAGCAAGAUCAUUGGCUAGGAGCAAUACGCCACCAUUCCAAUCUUCUUAUAUUAGGGCUAAAAGUGGUCCUUCUGCUUUGGAGGUUUACAGUGAUUCAUCAUCUGAAGAUGACACAACUCCAGCUCCCUCCAACAAGUCCCAGCCUCAGCGAAUUCCACGUUCCUUGGGUUAUGGAACCUUCCUGGCUGCCUCAGCCAAAUUGCCCAUCCAAAGCCGGGCUUUAACAGAAGAAGGAUACAUGAAACGAACUGGGAUGACAUUAUUGCAGGAGCAUGGAUUAAUGCAAGACUUGGCAUGGGGACAAUGGUUGGGAUGGUUGAUGGCAGCCAUAUACAUGGGCGGUCGAGUCCCACAAAUUUGGUUGAAUAUCAAAAGAGGGAGUGUGGAGGGCUUGAACCCUUUCAUGUUCAUCCUUGCCCUCAUUGCCAAUGUCACUUACACUGGAAGUAUUCUAGUGAGAAGCACUGAAUGGGAGAAGAUAAAACCUAACUUGCCUUGGUUGCUGGAUGCAGUAGUCUGUGUGCUGCUUGAUCUCUUUAUCAUCCUUCAGUACGUUUACUACAGGUAUUUGAAGCAAAAGAGGAAGAUCGACUCCAUUGAAGCAUAUUAUGUAGACCCUGUGGAUGUCAAAUCUAUUGUAUCAUCAUAAGUAUCCAUCUUUAUCCAUCUCUAUCCAUCUCAUUGUGUAUUUAAAUAUGAGUUUGAUUAUUUGUACUGCUCUUGAUGAGGUGAUUUCAACUACUAUUGAGUGAUUGUAUAUGCAUUGUCUUUUUUGUUUUUUGUA
This is a messenger RNA of Camellia sinensis, 1400 nucleotides long. RefSeq names its product vacuolar lysine transporter YPQ1. The record is from RefSeq and is a predicted model, not a curated record. Lineage: Eukaryota; Viridiplantae; Streptophyta; Magnoliopsida; Ericales; Theaceae. Gene Ontology annotation, cellular component: membrane.